AUGCCCGUGAGUGUGCUGAUGCUCUCUUCCCCGCAUUUGACUCUCGACCCAUCUCGUCCAUUUUUGCCUCCUGACAUCUUUCGAGCUCGAUUCUCCAUUUGCCCGUCGCCCCAUCAUCUGCUUCCACCGUACUCACGCUCUCCUCCCUUCUUUUCAUGCCUUCCUUUCUCUCCCUCCCCUCCUUUCAGCCUCCAGACGUCUCUCGAGCUCGACUCGCCAUUUGCCCAUCGCCCCAUCAUCUGCUUCCACCAUACUCACGCGCCCCUCCCUCCCGUCCACCUCUUCCCCGCUCUCCACUCACUCUCUCUCCUCAUCCAUGCCUCAAAACUCACCCCCCUCACUCGCGCCUCCUCCCUCACCUCCCUCACUCUCUGGAACCCCGCUCCCUCCACCCUCUCCUCCCUCGCCGCCUCCUCCUCCUCUCUCCGCCUCUCCCUCAAAUCCCUCUCCCUCCACUCCGCAAAGCUAGAGUCCUGCCUCUCACCCCUCCGCCGCUUCCCCGCCCUCGCCUCUCUCUCCUUCCUCUCCUGCUCCAUCAAUCCCUAUGAGCUUCACACUCUCUCUCGCUCCCUCCACACUCUCACCCACCUUACCAUCCACGACUGUCCCUUAGUCUCUAGCCAUUCUCUAGCCGCUCUGGUUCAGGCCAACCCUGCUCUCUCCUCUCUCUCCCUCCACGGCACCUCCUACCGUCUCUUCAGUGCGCAGGGUUUCCGCUCACUCCUCCACCUCUCCGCACCCCGCUUGAACGCACUUGACCUCUCUGGGCUGCCGUCCUUUCGCCCCGGCAUGCUUGCUCACUGCAGCGGCCUUCAUUCCCUCUCCUUGGUAGGAAAGCCGGAAACAAUCUCUGUGCAAAGGGAGAGAGGUGGUGAGACCGGGGCAGGGGACGGGAGGGGUGGAGGAGGGAGGGAGGGAGAGGGGGGUGAGAGGGGUGAAGAAGGGAGGGAGGGAGAGGGGGAUGUGGAGGAAAGGGUGGUGCUUCAGCAAGUGUCGUUUGAGAGUCUUGUGGGUAUGCUGGUGCGCAUGGUGCAGAGGGGUGGAGAGGGAGGAGAGGGAGGAGAGGGAGGAGAGGGAGGAGAGGGAGGAGAUUGUUCGAACGACGUUCGAACGACGGCACCACCAGGGGAGAUUGUUGGAACUUGUGACUCUAGGAACAAGGGAGGGAGAAAGGAAUAUGUGGACAUUCGAACGACGGCAGCGGCAGCAAGAGCAGACCUGGUGGCAGCAGGUACAGACAUAUCCAAUCUCUUUGAAGCAACAAGCAAGGCCUUCACAACCGCCCCUGAUUCUGCCCGGUGGGCCCGCACGGCCCGCCCUGAAUACGCCCUAGCGGAGAUCAAAUCCGCUUCGAACAAAAUCAGAUCUGCAAUUUCGAUGUGCAAGGCGCUGCGGGUGGCGGUUUCUGAGCAAGAUGCGGCGACUGCGAGAGAGGAUGGGGUGAUAGACACGUUUGUUGCUGCCAGGACUGCGGGCGUGUUUGUGGAAAGGGCUAGUAUGGAAGGGGAGGGCGAAGGGGGAGGUAGAAUGGCUCGGCUGGAAGACUUUGAUGGAAUACUGCCUAAUGAAGACUCGCUCAGUGAUGGUUCUGACAGUGCUUUUGGUGCUGAUGCUGCUGAUGGUGCUGAAGGGAGUGACGGUGAGGGCGAGAGUGGGAGUGAACUUGGAGGUGUUGCAGGUGCGGCUGACGCACGGAUGCAGGCUUUAAGUGCGAUGGAGUCGCUGCUGCAGCAGUUUAAUGAGCAGUUGAGUGUGGCCCUGGCGAGUGUCAGAGCCAUGCGCCAUCCCCGUCGGACUAGUAACGGCCGCCUUGCUGCUGCUGAUGGUGCUGCUGCUGCUGCUGCUGCUGCUGCUGCUGCUGCUGCUGCUGCUGCUGCUGCUGCUGCUGCUGCUGCUGCUGAUGGUGGUGGUGGUGAUGAUGCUGGUGCUGCUGUUGUUGCUGCUGCUGGUGCUUCUGCUACUGCUGCUGAUGGUUGUGGUGCUGGUGGUGCUGGUGCUGGUGCUGGUGGUGGUGCUGGUGCUGGUGCUGCUGAUGCUAGUGCGGGUGCUCCUUCUGCUGUUGGUGCUGCUGCUGAUGGUGGUGGUGGUGGUGGUGGUGCUACUGGUGGUGGUGCUGGUGGUGCUGCUGCUGGUGGUGCUUCUGCUGCUGAUGCUGAUGGUUGUGGUGCUGGUGGUGCUGGUGCUGGUGCUGGUGGUGCUGCUGCUGCUGGUGCUGUUGAUGCUACUGCUGGUGCUGCUUCUGCUGCUGGUGCUGCUGCCGGUGCUGCUGCUGAUGGUGGUGGUGCUGCUGCUGCUGCUGCUGCUGCUGCUGCUGCUGCUGCUGCUGCUGCUGCUGCUGCUGCUGCUGGUGCUGGUGAUGCUGCUGAUGGUGCUACUGGUGCUGGUGAUGGUGCUGCUGCUGCUGCUGCUGGUGCUGCUGGCAGCAGGCAAAAUGGCACCUCAAAACCAGUCAGCAACAGCAGAGCUGCACGGGUCAGCGGAAGCAUGACAGGCAAAUCAAGUGGCAGCGGCACCACCAAAAGGGGCAUUUCUGGAAUUCCUGUGGAGGUUAUCUGUCCUCCCUUACAAUCCUUAACCCUCCGGGACUUUCAGUUCACCCGAACCAUUCCCGAGCCUGCCUGGCUGCCUCUAUCCCUUCCCUCUGCCUCGCCUCUCAUGUGCCUCGUGGAUUCCCAUGGAUCCCGUCAUGCACCCACCUUGCCACUUCCCUCAACUCCCUCUUCCUCCCGCUCCUCUUCUCGCUUCUCUCCUGCUGCCGUGUCAACCGUUUCAAGCCUGAGCGCUCAGCCGCAGUCCUUUGAAUUUUUGGCACUAGCUGCUGUUUUCUGCCGGCUGAAGCGCCUCUCUCUGGUGUCGUGCUUCUGUCUGAAGGAGGAGCAGCUGGUGCUGCUGCUGCGUGCCUGCCCCGUGCUCGUGGCUUUAACUGUCCAACACAAUGAGGACUUUUCGGAUCGGGUGGUGGCGAGAAGCAAGUUGCAUAUGCUCACAGAUUUGACUAUGCUUGAGUGUGAUGCGAUCACUGGCGAGGGGGUUGGAGGGCUGCUGGGAAGCUUCCCGAAGUUGCGUGAGUUGAAGGUGGAGGCAAGAAAAGUUGGUGAAAGGGCGCGCAGGGAGUUGCUUCGUGCGGAUGUGGUUCUGAGCCAUGGGUGA
Molecule: messenger RNA, 3150 nt
Organism: Closterium sp. NIES-65
Lineage: Eukaryota; Viridiplantae; Streptophyta; Zygnematophyceae; Desmidiales; Closteriaceae
Source: the annotation of a GenBank genome assembly